CAGAUAUGAACAUUCACUGAUUGACAACACACACUUUCCACAACGGCUACAUUUUCCCACACACAAAAAAAGUCACACCUCAUCUCUAAAAAACACAACAACAAAAAAUCCACACUCCCUUUUCAUCCCUUUUUUUCAGCAAAACCGUUACACUUUUCUCUCUUCUCCUCCACCGUUUCAUCAUGACGGUCGCAGCCACAGCCACCGCACGCACCAAGAGGAUCUUCAAGCUUACUCUAGCUCUUCUCGGCCUCGGCUUCAACUCAUCCAAAUGCAAAACCGCGGCGAAGAUGGCCGUCGCGAGGAUUAAGCUUCUGAGGAAUAAGAGGGAAGUUGUGGUGAGACAGAUGAGACGCGACAUUGCGCUUCUUCUUCAAUCUGGUCAAGAUGCCACUGCUCGUAUCAGGGUAGAGCAUGUCAUGAGAGAGCAAAAUGUUUUGGCUGCAAAUGAGUUCAUUGAGCUGUUCUGUGAAUUAAUUGUGUCCAGACUCUCAAUCAUUGCCAAACAAAGGGAAUGUCCAGCGGAUUUGAAAGAAGGAAUUGCUAGCUUAAUAUUUGCCUCCCCUCGGUGCUCAGAAAUUCCAGAACUUGUAUCUCUAAAGAAUAUUUUUGAGAAGAAAUACGGGAAAGAUUUUGUAUCUGCUGCUAUUGAGCUUAGACCUAGCUGUGGUGUAAAUCGUCAGUUGAUUGACAAGCUCUCAGUACGCACACCUCCUGGUGAAGUUAAGUUGAAAGUAUUGAAGGAAAUUGCUAAGGAAUAUCAAAUUGAUUGGGAUACUGCAGAAUCUGAGAAAGAGCUUCUUAAGCCUCCUGAAGAGCGAAUAGAAGGGCAACGCACUUUUGUUAGUGCCAGCACCUUACCAGUGAAGACUUCAACAGAUGCAUCCACCGAAUCAAAUAAGCCAGCUACAAGAUUAUCAGGCGGUGGAAAAAGUGAUGCUAUGCAUUUUGAAGAUUCUAAGUCUGCCGCAGAAGCAGCAGCUGAAUUAGCUAAUAAAGCAGUUGCGGCUGCUGAAGUUGCUGCUUAUAUGGCUAUGAAGAAUAAUAACCAAGCCCCUCAACCAUAUUACAAUGAUAAGUUCUAUAAUGACCCUGCAAAAUAUACUCAGAACAUGACUUAUAAAUCAGCAACUGAGGAGAAAAUGCACAGGUCACAUAGCUUACCAAGGUCUGAUCACAUAAACAACGAGGAUACACUGCCUACCCAGUUGCAUGGUGGAAAGGAUUAUAGAAGACACAGCUACCAUCCAGCUUCCGCACAUUCCGAUAUUAAGUUUGAUGAAUCAGAUUACGACGAGGAAAUUGAAGCCGAAGAACCUCCUGUCACAUUUCCACCUAAACGGCUUCCACCACCUGUACCUUCAUCUGUAGCUAAACAGGAUUCCAGCAUUCGUGUUCAUCCUAAAUUGCCAGAUUAUGAUGACCUCACUGCUCGAUUUGAUGCGCUAAAGUUCAAAAAGUCUCAGUUCUGAAACCCCCCUUAAGAAACUACUUAGCAAUAUAUUCCUAGUAAUUCUUUCAUUUUAUUAUAUACUUAUAUAAGAAUGUUAUAUUUUGUCAUACAGAGGGAUUCUGAGAAUGUCACAACAUGGGAUGCUAUAAUUUUUUGGGUUACAAUAUGUCAGUUUGGUAUGGUUCUGCCACCGCAUAUUAUAUUUGGUUCGAAUAUAUUGUAUUAUUUGUCAAUUUAUUUAUUUUUUGAGAGGAUUGAGGGCCUAAGCUCAAAAAGAAAAGAAA
Molecule: messenger RNA, 1737 nt
Organism: Trifolium pratense (red clover)
Lineage: Eukaryota; Viridiplantae; Streptophyta; Magnoliopsida; Fabales; Fabaceae
Product: IST1-like protein
Exons: 7
Coding region: 183-1472 (429 amino acids)
Biological process (GO): protein transport
Source: RefSeq, a predicted model, not a curated record